Messenger RNA from Folsomia candida, 500 nucleotides. RefSeq lists its product as uncharacterized. Lineage: Eukaryota; Metazoa; Arthropoda; Collembola; Entomobryomorpha; Isotomidae. The record is from RefSeq and is a predicted model, not a curated record. The transcript is spliced from 2 exons. Bases 87 to 437 code for a protein of 116 amino acids.
AUAUAAAUGAAAAAAGUUAAUAUGGAUAUCACACUAACCAUCUCCUAUUUCCAGCUAAAGUUAGAUUUGUUUUUGUUUACGAAACCAUGAACAAAGUCAUUCUUGCCGUUGUAGUCGCAGUUUGCGCUAUCACCGUUCUGGAAAUUGUCACCGCUCGGUCACAUGAAAGGGACCACCGUCGUCAGCGUGGCAACUGCUCCACGAAGGGGGACAAUUUCUUGGUCAACGUGAAAUGCGGGGCUUCCUGUUGGAAGGCCAGCAAUGGCACCCAGUUCGGUGGAUGUAAGGAUGGAAACUGCACUUGCUACGAUAGAGGAACCUCAAACAGCAGCACCAAUACGACCACCGGUCGCCGCUCCCUUGACCUCUACCAACUCCCAAUCUUCGAAACUGAGGCUGUAGCCCAAAGGAAGGACAAGAAUCCUCUCUUCGGUUAAAAUGCAUAAAUUUAAACUGGAAAUUUACAAUGAGUGGGAAAUAAAUAUUAUCUGUGCAUCUGA